Messenger RNA from Pundamilia nyererei, 3008 nucleotides. RefSeq names its product calcitonin receptor-like a (gene calcrla). Gene Ontology annotation, cellular component: plasma membrane. Gene Ontology annotation, molecular function: adrenomedullin receptor activity; calcitonin receptor activity; calcitonin gene-related peptide receptor activity. NCBI's taxonomy places the organism in Eukaryota, Metazoa, Chordata, Actinopteri, Cichliformes, Cichlidae. The record is from RefSeq and is a predicted model, not a curated record. The transcript has 13 exons. Gene Ontology annotation, biological process: angiogenesis; adenylate cyclase-activating G protein-coupled receptor signaling pathway; cell surface receptor signaling pathway. Bases 268 to 1704 code for a protein of 478 amino acids.
UCGCCACAGAUCGCAGGUCCUCAGCUGUAGCCUACAGUGUGAUGUAACAGGAAGUAGUGGGUUGCCUUCCAACGUCAACCUGACAGCCGUCUGAGCUGCGCUCAUUGAGCGCCGGAGGUCCACCGUGUCCAGUUCUCUGCGCUGAAGCCGAGGAGGAAAAGACGCUUUGGGGGACUGCUCUGAGAGUUUAUUGCGGUUCCUGCCUCUGCGCUCCGGGUGGAUUUUACUCUGUGGUCUGCAGUUUGUAAAUCAUCGUCCAGCUCUGAAAUGGCUGACAGGAAGUUGGAUGGCUUUGGACAGAUUUGGAUGGUAGCGCUUAUACUGCUGUGUAAUCCAGCAGCGUUUACGGUAAAGGCAAGUCUGGCGAUCAAUGAAACCCAGCAGCAGGCUUCAACCAGUGUCUACAAUGACAUUACGGUCACCAGGAACAAGAUAGUCACAGCCCAGUUUGAGUGCUAUCAAAAGUUAAUGAAAGAAAAUACCCACAGCAGACAAGAACCUGUGUGCAAUCGCACAUGGGACGGCUGGCUUUGCUGGGAUGACACCAAAGCAGGAGUUACAUCCGAGCAGCACUGCCCGGACUACUUCCAGGAUUUUGAUCCAUCAGAGAUGGUCACAAAGAUUUGCACUGACAGUGGUCAAUGGUUUCUGCAUCCGGAGAGCAACAGGACAUGGACCAACUACACCCGCUGCAAUGAGCACACUGUAGAAGGCAGAAUGACUGCAAUGAACCUUUUCUACCUUGCCCUCAUAGGACAUGGGCUGUCUCUGACUUCCCUCCUCAUCUCCCUAGCAAUUUUUUUCCAUUUCAAGAGUUUGAGCUGUCAAAGGAUCACCCUUCAUAAGAACCUCUUCUUCUCUUUUGUUCUGAACUCUGUGAUCACCAUCAUUUUGCUGACUGCAGUGGCCAACAACCAGGAGCUCGUGCAGAGGAAUCCAACAAGCUGUAAAGUGUCCCAGUUUAUUCACCUGUACCUGUUUGGCUGUAAUUACUUCUGGAUGCUGUGUGAGGGGAUAUAUUUGCACACUCUCAUCGUGGUGGCAGUGUUUGCUGAGAAGCAGCAUCUGAUGUGGUACUAUCUCCUAGGAUGGGGCUUUCCUCUUAUCCCAGCCACCAUACAUGCCGUCGCUCGGAGCUACUACUACAACGACAACUGCUGGAUUAGCUCAAAAACAUCACUGCUCUACAUCAUCCACGGCCCCAUCUGUGCUGCUCUUUUGGUUAAUUUGUUCUUUCUACUCAACAUCGUGCGAGUUCUCAUCACCAAACUGAAGGUGACCCAUCAAGCAGAAUCAAGUCUGUACAUGAAAGCCGUGAGAGCCACGCUCAUCCUGGUCCCUCUGCUUGGAAUUCAGUACGUCCUGCUUCCCUACAAGCCAGAGGGACGGGUCUCUUCGGAAAUAUAUGACUACAUCAUGCACAUACUCAUGCAUUACCAGGGUCUGCUUGUGGCCACCAUCUUCUGCUUUUUCAAUGGAGAAGUCCAAGCUGUUCUGAGGCGGCACUGGAACCAGUAUCAUAUCCAGUUUGGCAGCAGCAUAGGAAACCACUCGGAUGCCCUGCGCUCAGCUUCCUACACAGCUUCCUCCAUCACUGAGGUACAGGGCUGCUACAGCAUCGACGGUCACUCGGAACACAUGAACGGCAAAGGCUGCCACGACUCAGAUGCCUCCAUACUCAAGUCAGACAGCCCCUUCGCCUGACACAAACAGUGCUCUCAGACUCUGUCCAUCCCACCAUCACCCUUAAAAUCUGCCACAUGCUUGGAGCUCGCCAUCCAGGAAAACUGGCCACUUCCCAUAGAUACAUAGAGGAAAACGAGUGAGGGGGAAAAAGGAUUGUCCAUCCGGGCUGUCAUGCAUCUGAAGGAAAUUAUGACUUCUUAUCCACACCAACACAGGUCCUUUAACUGUACUGUACGGUGAGCUUGAUACAGCUACUCCUGCGCUGUGCUUUGUCUACAAUUUGCAUCUGAACUGCUUUACUUGGACUACGAUGCUUUCAGAUCUUUCAGCCUGACUAAAUCAUUUUUAAAUCAAUAAUUACUGACUGCUUGAUUAUCCUCCCGGGUUCAUGUUGUGCACAAAAGGCCUUUGGUUACACUGUAAAUUCUUUUGACACAGUUAGUGCCAAACCAAGAAAUCUUGCCUGCCUCAUUUAUUUUUUUCAUUAUCAAUAAUGAAUCAGAUAGGACGUCUAACAUGUGCAUAUUGAAGUAUUAAACAUAUCUGUAUCUUUCACAUGUUAAACUUAAUUUAUCAACAUAUUCUUGUUUAUUAAAUGAAAAUGGAUUAAAUAUCAUACAGUAUUUAUGAAAGGUUUAUAUGUUACAUGUUUGUUUUUUUAUUUUCAAAAUUAAAUACUGAUAUAACUUGCCAGCAGCACAGAAAACUUUUCUUUGUUUCAGUGUUUGUUCCUGUGUGUGCAGUUCAUGCAGGCGAUUUUGGUUCGCACCACUAGCUCACGCUCUUCAUUUCUAGUCAAGAUGUUUGCACCUGCUCAAGUGAUCCUUACUAACGUGUGCAUCAGUUAGGCAACAUGGUUGCAAUGUUUACAGAAUAUUAUCAAAGAGAAGCCACAUUUGAAUGUUGACAGCCAAUGGUGUGUUUCAUUUGAACUUGGAAUUUUCCCAACCAAAAGUUUGUUUUUUGUUUUUUAACUGGAACACCCCCCUCAAAUCUGACUUCCAAUUCGGAAGGUUGGAGAAUUCCCACCAACAACGAUUUUACAAUCCAGUAUAGCAGUGCAUGUAAAGCUUAUAUUGCUGAAUAAGCCAUAUUCAGAGCAUUGACCACGUUUUGUGUGUGAACAUGCAGCAGUGGUGUUUUCCAGCUUAUAAAAUAAGCAAAGCGCUAUAUUGCUAGUCAUGCAUGAAUGGCUCUACCUUGCGAAGGAGCAGAACGCCGCUAGGACACACUCGGCUCAGGAGUGACAUCACACCCCACUCUGAUGUGCAACUUCCAAGGCAAAUGAAAUGCAGCAUUUAUUUAAAGACUUCAAGGUUCAA